AUGCCCAUCCCGCCCCUAUCCCCACCCCCAUCCUCCCCGUCAACCAUAAAAACCCGCCUCCUCAUCAUCUCAGACACGCACAGCUCCGUCCCCCCAGCAGAAGACCUCGCCAUCACCCCCGAAGACGGCCUCGCAAACCCCAGAGCCCUCGCCCAGUCCCCCUCGGGCUUCCGGCUCCCCCUCCCCGAAGCAGACGUGGUGCUUCACUGCGGCGACCUCACCAAGCGUGGCCGGCCGGAGGAGCUCACAAGGACAUUCUCCAUGCUGCGCGGUCUGAGCGCGCCGCUCAAGCUCGUCAUUGCCGGGAACCACGACUUGGCCCUCGACGAAAGGCUCGGCGAAAGGACUUACUACGACCCCUACAGCGACCUCCAGGCCGCCCACAAAGACGCACUGCGAAUCGCCAAGGAAGCCGAACAGGACGGCGUCCGGUAUCUCACCGAAGGGACCUACACGUUCGACCUCGCCAACGGCUCGACGCUGCGCCUCUUCGCCAGCCCCCGGGCCCCCCGGUACGGCACGUGGGCGUUUCAGUACGAUGGCAUGGGAACGCACAGCUUCGACAUCCCGGAAGGCGUCGACGUCGCCAUGACGCACGGCCCGCCCUGGGGCGUUCUCGAUAGCACGUGGAGCAACGAGAACGCCGGCUGCCCCGACCUCUUUCGGUCGAUAUACCGUGCGAGGCCUAGAAUCCAUUGCUUUGGCCACAUUCACGAAGCUUGGGGCGCUCAACUGUUGCGGUGGAAGCACAAUGUCGAUGUGCCUGAUGAAGAUGGUAUGAGCAAAGACCGAGGCUGCUACCUCGAUGUGACGGAAGGAGAGAACAUGGUCAGGCAUGGCGAGCAAACGCUCUUCGUCAAUGCUUCGAUCAUGAGCGUACGCUAUCGCCCAUCACAAAUGCCCUGGGUGGUGGACAUUGACCUGCCGCGGACAACAGACUUCACAUCGGGAGAACAAAUGAUAGAAUGA
Messenger RNA from Trichoderma citrinoviride, 969 nucleotides. Its product is annotated as Metallo-dependent phosphatase. The transcript has 2 exons. Gene Ontology annotation, molecular function: hydrolase activity. Lineage: Eukaryota; Fungi; Ascomycota; Sordariomycetes; Hypocreales; Hypocreaceae. Bases 1 to 969 code for a protein of 322 amino acids. The record is from RefSeq and is a predicted model, not a curated record.